This is a messenger RNA of Nomia melanderi (Alkali bee), 917 nucleotides long. RefSeq lists its product as uncharacterized. The record is from RefSeq and is a predicted model, not a curated record. NCBI's taxonomy places the organism in Eukaryota, Metazoa, Arthropoda, Insecta, Hymenoptera, Halictidae.
ACUCGAAUAGAUAGAUAUCAAACGAUGCCAUAGCAACAUCCUUUCCUCUGGUCACUGGAUAGAUCACUUACCGCGAUAAUGAAUAUUAAAGAAACGUUCAUCGUAUAUCUCGUUACUUUUCUUUUGUUGUUCUUAUUUGUUAGUUGAUUCUGUUAGAACCUUCGGGCAAGAGGACACGGAAUGAAGUAUUCACGGUUUCAUUCGGUCGUGUCACAUUUAUGCCGUCCGUUCGGGGGCAAGUGUCGUGCAUAGAAUAUUGUCGAUCAAUUCGUUAUUGUCAUUCAACGAACGAAACCGGCGGCCAUAGUUUUUCAAACCGCUCGCGCCUCGUUACCCCGGUCACUCGUACCCCUUUUUUUUACUUUCACUGGCAUAUGUUGCGCCAGAGUCCGGAUUACUUCUUUUCUCGCACACGCGGACUUUGAUAGCCGUUGCCGGGCAGGACGGGUUUAGUUGGUAUUCCACGUUCAUCGCGGCGUCAUCGGCUCGCGCUCACCGCUACGUGACCAUCGGCAGGCGGAACAACAUGGAUUUCCUUCGAAAUUUGAUGAUUCUGAUUGUGCUCGUGCUGACGCUUCACAAUGACAAAUGCCUAUCGACCGCCGAGCCUAUUAGCCUUUUCUCAUUCAUACACGAUUUAGUGCAAAGCAACAUAGCUGGGGUACCGGUCAUCCAUGAGCAAACCCAGUGGGAUUUCGAUCCUAAUGUUGGGAAACAGAGACGGAUCAGAUACGAGAAGGAAAAUGGACGUUACGGUGAAAUUGCGAUCGCGAAGAUCGGCAUGGGUAUUGGAUACAAAGGACCUUGGGGAACACCUGUGUGAAAAGAAAUGUGUAAAAAAUGUUAAUGAUUUGUAAAUAGACAUUACUUGAACAUAAGCAUUCAGAUUCUGUUUAAAGCAUAUUUAUACAUCCGAA